Molecule: messenger RNA, 851 nt
Organism: Marmota monax (woodchuck)
Lineage: Eukaryota; Metazoa; Chordata; Mammalia; Rodentia; Sciuridae
Gene: Cetn3
Product: centrin 3
Exons: 5
Coding region: 123-626 (167 amino acids)
Biological process (GO): spindle pole body duplication
Cellular component (GO): microtubule organizing center
Molecular function (GO): calcium ion binding; microtubule binding
Source: RefSeq, a predicted model, not a curated record
UCCAGCCCGUCCUAGAGGCCGCUGAGGUCGUUCGAGUCUGUUGAACGGCUUGUGGAAGUCGUGCUGCCUUGGGUAGGGGUUUAAAAUCGUUCUUGAGAGGAACAUCUCUGUCCGAAGAGAAAAUGAGUUUAGCUCUGAGAAGUGAACUUGUAGUUGACAAAACAAAAAGAAAAAAAAGAAGAGAACUUUCUGAGGAACAGAAGCAAGAAAUUAAAGAUGCUUUUGAGCUAUUUGAUACAGACAAAGAUGAAGCAAUAGAUUAUCAUGAAUUAAAGGUGGCAAUGAGAGCCUUGGGGUUUGAUGUAAAAAAAGCUGAUGUACUGAAGAUUCUUAAAGAUUAUGACCGAGAAGCCACAGGGAAAAUCACCUUUGAAGAUUUUAAUGAAGUUGUGACAGACUGGAUAUUGGAAAGAGAUCCACAUGAAGAAAUACUGAAGGCAUUUAAACUAUUUGAUGAUGAUGAUUCAGGUAAAAUAAGCUUGAGGAAUUUGCGACGAGUUGCAAGAGAAUUGGGUGAAAAUAUGAGUGAUGAAGAACUUCGGGCUAUGAUAGAAGAGUUUGAUAAAGAUGGUGAUGGAGAAAUAAAUCAAGAGGAGUUCAUUGCUAUCAUGACUGGUGACAUAUAAAGAAUUACAAGGAUAAACACUAAGAAUGUUGAAAUUACCAUAUUACAUUCUAUUUUUUUGUGCCUGGAGCAAUGUUAAAAAAGAAACCUACUUAAGUUCUUAUUCCCAGAAGGACCAACAUUAAGCAUCUUCUGUAUUUAUGUUUUAUUGUUAACUUUCUUUGUAUGAGCAUUGUUUAACUUUGUAUUCAUAAUAUAGGUUUCUAUAAAAUUUUUAAAAAUCAAA